Messenger RNA from Cydia pomonella (codling moth), 5221 nucleotides. Its product is annotated as voltage-dependent calcium channel subunit alpha-2/delta-4-like. Gene Ontology annotation, cellular component: voltage-gated calcium channel complex. The transcript is spliced from 21 exons. NCBI's taxonomy places the organism in Eukaryota, Metazoa, Arthropoda, Insecta, Lepidoptera, Tortricidae. The record is from RefSeq and is a predicted model, not a curated record. Gene Ontology annotation, molecular function: voltage-gated calcium channel activity. The coding region runs from base 1471 to 5145 and encodes 1224 amino acids.
CUACGAGUAUGUGCAGAACUGCGGCGCAGUGGCAAAAGGUCGAUUAAUUACUUAGGUACUAAUGUAACAAAUAUAGUUUAAGCGAGCGCGAAGUUUAAACACGAGCCCACAAAAGUUUAAUAUUAUGCCAAUAAGGUGGGCACAGUUAUCACUUUUCAAGGUAUGAAUCUGGAUAGCAUUAGCAUUACCCUUGAAGAUUGAUCGAUACGUACUCUAGCAAUUAGUAGUUUAAGAGUCGAAUCUAAACAAUAUUGCAGUGACUGUAUCCCCAUUUAAAUAUUUAAAACAGCAGUAGUGAUAAACUUAUGUAACUGUUGGCAGGCGUUACAAACAAAAUAAACUUAACUCGAUCGGCCCCAUUUGUCUAAACUGAAGCACAGUUGGCCCUACAACUUUUGGCUAUGAGCAGACACCGAAAUAUUGGUGGCCUUACUGGACUGCUGUAGUGACUUUUCAACUGUAUUUGUAAUGUGAGAAUAUUGUUAACUAACGGACGGUUACAGGGCACAACCGUAACGGACGGUUACAGGUUACGGCUCAAUUUGUAAUGGUUAAUUUUCAAUAUGGUCAAUUCUAAUUAACGUUGGGCCAACACUGAUCAUUAAUAUGAGACCAUGCGGCAAUGCGAAAAAUGCAACAUUGCGCUAGCGUUUCUGAUAUAUAGUUACUUAUAAGAAUUCUAACAAUAAGUCUCAUAUCAAAACCGUGCCUUUGAGUAUAGUAGACAAUAGGCACCAUUUAACAUACAUGUACGUAAUGAUUUUAAUAUGUCAAAAUAAAACGUCACGAUGAAAAUUUGCGAAUCAGAAUUUAUAUACAAGAAAUAUAAAAUAAUAAAACAAUAUAUAUUACAUAUAUAUUCCGCGUGUUAUGCCUGUUAACAUUUAACGCGGUUUAUAAUUGAACGAUUUUAUUGAAUGAUUUAUCGUAAGAAGAACAGCAGUAGCUAAUUGAACUUAGAAGCACUAGGUUUAUUUCCGCCUCUUUACAGGGAUGUUAUUAUCGCCGCUUGCCGAGUUAUUUUAACAAGAAAUCCAAUCCAGCGUAACUGUGACUUCAAGAGUCUUGAGAGAAUGAGUAGGUACCUGCUAUUAAUCGAACACCACAUUUGAUAGCGGUUAGCUAGGGAUAGUGCACUUGCUUGAGAAUAACUGGCCAGUGCACCGAGUGUCUCGGAAUAGACGCAGCACGUGCGUCGGCCGCAAUAAACGUGCACUCGCGCCGCGCCGUCUUCACCCCAAAAACGUAAAUCUGACAUUACGUUACGGCCUUGUGACCUUGCUUGAAAAAGCAAGAGAAAGAAAAGUGUAAAUAAUUGUUCGUUUUAGUGCAAAAAGUACAAAUAAAUUAUAUAAAUAGUCGACUACGAAUGGAGUAGACCAGGUGCAAUGAUAACAAAACAAAGGGGUUUGGAAAGAAAUUUCAACAAUUGCAUUUAUAUAUCUAAACAGAGGCGUAAAGUUUUCUACGAUGCGCGAAGCAGGCCUAGUGCUUUAUGCUCUUUUGAUAAUAUUACCAGAGCCACCUGUCUGCAGUCAGCAGCCACAAAAUGCCAACAUAGUAAAAGAAUGGGGCCGAACGUUGGGCAUGGAGCUGUGGAAGCUUAAUCAGGCCUUGACCAAAGCUGACAAAAUAAGACUUAAUUACAAAACUAUGAAUGCAAGCGUCAAACAGAAAGAUGGAGGACAAAUAUUACGGUCUUCACUGACUUCAGUCGGAACAAUGCUUACAAAGAAAAUAAAUGCUGUGAAAUGCAUCCACGCAACAGCCAUUGAGUUAGCACGAGAGUUCAAUGGCACUGUCGACGAGGAUUUUCAGUACUGUUCGGCCAAGUAUUCAGAAUUUAUGGUCGUUGAUGAGUAUACCAAUGAGACUACUUUACUUACGAGCGUUACAGAAAAACCCGCUUUUGUUAUAAAGGAAAAGCGUCAUUAUGAGACAAUUUUUCUAGAAAAUGACUCUCAUUUUUAUGAUAUUGCCGUCAACAUAAAUAGGAGCUGCGUGCAUAUCCCCACCAACAUUUAUUUCAAAGACGAGGACGCAAAAAAUGCAAUUCAUUGGACAAGAGGCCUCAAUGACGUCUUCAUAAAAAAUUACCAAGCUGACCCGUCUCUGUCGUGGCAAUAUUUUGGGACUACGUAUGGUAUUCUACGUUUUUUUCCAGCUAUGCCUUGGAACAUGAGAAAAACUGACACCUAUGACUGCCGGGUACAGUCUUGGUACAUCGAAGCCGCCACCUGCUCCAAAGACGUCGUUGUCCUUUUUGAUAUAUCCGGAUCAAUGACUGGCUUCAAGAACUAUGUGGCAAGGACAACUUUAAAAUCUCUGUUGGAUACCUUAUCGAACAAUGAUUACGUUAACGUGUACACUGUUAGUGACAAUACUGACCAAGUAAUGAAUUGCUCUGAAGGGCUAGUUCAAGCAACAAAAGAAAAUAUAGGAACUUUAAUGGAUAUCCUUACGCCAACAGACGAAGGAAAAAACCACAAGAUACCACUGAAUGGUAUUGCCAAUUUUACUAAAGCGUAUAUAAAGGCUUUCGCUACGUUGAAAGAACGAAGAAAUGAAACCGAUUGCAAUGUUGCGAGUACUGGAGGUUGUAACCAAUUGGUAAUGGUGAUCACAGAUUACGCUUUCGAAAACCUUUCUGCAGUAUUUGACGAACACAACAGAGAGGUAGUAGAUGGAGUGACGUAUACACCUGUCAGAGUAUUUACGUACCUUAUUGGAAGAGAAAUAGCAGGCCUCGCCGAGUUACAGCAAAUGGCUUGUUCAAAUAGAGGUUACUUCGUCCACAUCCACUCUGUGGAGGAAGUGCAGCAGCAGGUUCUCAAGUACAUCAAUGUGAUAGCUUUACCUAUGAUUCUGAAUGGGUCAGAGCCUCCUCCUACAUGGACACACGCCAGUAUGGACCAUACGAGAACAUAUGAAUGGGGAGUUAGCCCAGACGUUACCAAGCCUGAUGAGGACAAGUUGGUGACUUCAGUUGCAAUCCCUGCGUUCGACAAAUACAGCGAGAAUGCCACGUUGCUGGGCGUCGCUGGCACCGAUGUUCCCAUCGACAGCAUCUCUAAGUUAGCACAACCUAACCAGCUAGGUGUUAACGGGUACUCAUUCAUUGUUAGUAACAACGGAUAUCUUUUACUACACCCCCUAUUAAAAACUUCCAUCAAUGGGGCUCUUCAAGUGAACUACAACAGCGUUGACUUCGUUGAGGUGGAACAAGUAGAUGAUGGAAAGGAUUCGCGCGAGCUGGGUGAUGAGAUCAAAUGGCUACGUCAAAACCUCACCGAGGCAGUUAGCGGAAGGAUGACUAAUAUCGAAGUGCUCUUCCAUUACGACGAUAUGAGGAGGAUAUCACGAGUCAAACAUGACUACUUCUUCAGCGAGCUGGUGGGUACGCCAUUCUCGAUGGGCAUCUCUCUUCCAGUGGGAUACGGUGAUACGGAAAUGGUACUUAAUAGCAAUCCUCUCAAACCCACGCAAGAGGAUCACACUGAGUUCAAUGUAACAGACUUCUUUAGAUACAGCUACAGAGUACAUCCUGAAUGGGUUUAUUGCAAAUACCAUUAUUUGGAGGGACACGAAUCAGAUAGUCCUGAAAUAGAAGUGUGGAACUUCUUGGUCAAUAUAUCAAAGGCCGAAAUCGACGUAUCCAGGAAACAGUAUCAGGAGGAAACCGCCAAUGAAUUCUCGGUAGAAACUCACUGUGGAGACGCUCAGACGCCUAUCGAUAAAGACGACUACUACUGCAAUGAGGAUCUAGUUAAGCAGUUAGUCUUCGACGCGAAGCUUUCAUAUCCUUAUUUCCAUAACUGGUCCGAUUAUACCGAAUACGACGUCGAACUAACCAAGAAAUACGGAGUUAGUGUGAGAUUCAUUAUGACUUCAAGUGGGUUUACCAGGUGGCAUUAUCUAUAUGAUGAUGACAAGAAUGAAUGGGUAGACGACGACGGGUACCCACAUAAGAAUUACUCUGGAAAGGUGCUUGGUGAUCAUUACGCAACAUCAAUAGAAAUUACUCCAUAUAAAGCUGCAGUUCUUCAGAGCAUGAUUAAUACGGAGUCACUUGUAGUUGCGUCACCGUUGCCAGUCCUUGAUCCGGCUGUAAAAUAUCGGCCUCCAGUUAUCAAUGAACUUGGUGACGUCACCCUUACUGCAAGUUACGCUAUCUUCUAUACAGAAAAUUCUAGUGACACGCCAGCUUCCGUAGUGGGCUUCCAAUUUUCACAUUCGCAAUUUCGAGACAGAUUUAUGAAUAUCUCAACAAAAGAAAAUGGAUUAUCGUGCAAUAGCAGCGAAUACGAAUGUUACAUUAUAGACAGUUCAGGUUACGUGGUGAUGUCUAUGGAUCAGGAAGAAGUGGGCCAAUUCUUCGGUGUCAUCUAUCCUUUAGUAUUGCAGUCGCUCAUAUACAAGGAGAUAUUCGAACACGUCGAGGUGUUUAACUACCAGACCCUAUGCCCAGAUUCAAUGUUGGGAGAUCCCAACUGCUCGUGGACUCUUAGCACGCCAUUUACUUUAAUAAAAUGGUUACUUGCGGAAUUUUUAAUAUUAUUGGGAGAUCUAUACCAUUGGAAUCAAUACGCUUACGCAAACGUGAUUUUCGAAUACGAGGAUUACGUAGAAGCUACAACAACAACAGCGCCAGAAACAGAAAAAGAAGGACCAAAGGAGUCAAUAGUAUCUAUGGAGGACGAGAAAACGUUUUCUUGCGACCACCGGAUUAGCCUUUACAUUUUGAACCAGACACACUUUUUGAAGACAGUAAAGGAUAACCCAGUCACUUACGAGGAUGAAGUAGGAGAAUGCAAUCCUCCGUAUUGGGCGUCCUACGUCGGUCAUACUAAUUUACUUUUGGUAGUAAUCGAGAAGGUGGACUCUGAGAAUUUCAGUGAAAGUUGCGAGAAACCACCGACGACGCGGCCAGAGCCGACGCCGAACUCAACGGAUAGCCGCGAGCCAUGCCACAAACUGGGGCUAGGAAUGCUGCCGCGGCGAAGACUAGAAGGAUGUUUUACAUAUCAUGAACUGGAAGCAAACGCAUCAACAUGCGGAUUAGCGACUACAUCCGUGGCCACUCCUCAGUUCAUUGCAUUUUCAACGUUACUGAGUACCCUUGGUUCCCGAUUGCUUUGCUGGUGAUAAUUUAUUUAUUUGUUAAUCGUAUUUGUACUGUUGUUUGUUAUUGUUAUAUCCAAUAAAUAUAAUUACUGCAGUU